Messenger RNA from Racocetra fulgida, 183 nucleotides. Lineage: Eukaryota; Fungi; Glomeromycota; Glomeromycetes; Diversisporales; Gigasporaceae. The record is from the annotation of a GenBank genome assembly.
AUGUCGCUGUAUUUAACUGAUGACGAAUCUAGCAUAACUGUUACAUACGGGGGGGCUUUUGCUGAUGUUGAAAGGGCAGGGGUGUUUUUAUUCAAUAAACAUGUGGAGGUUACUGUUGAAAAGCAAUGUGAAAUUGCACGAUUUAUUGGGGCAAAUGAUUCAUUUGAUAUUGAUAAUGUAGAU